Messenger RNA from Coccomyxa subellipsoidea C-169, 1110 nucleotides. RefSeq lists its product as hypothetical. Bases 1 to 1110 code for a protein of 369 amino acids. The transcript has 10 exons. The record is from RefSeq and is a predicted model, not a curated record. Lineage: Eukaryota; Viridiplantae; Chlorophyta; Trebouxiophyceae; Coccomyxaceae.
AUGGCGGCAGAAGCUAGCGAGCAACGGGAGAAGAGCGAGCGUGAGGAGUCAGAGGAAAGUCUUGAAUCUGACAAGAUCGAUCCCAAGAAGUGGCGCGGGGGUCACGGCUCAUACAAAGACGAGGCACGGAGGGCAACGACUUCAGAUGAUGCGCGGAACAAGAGGGUGGCCCUUGCCUAUGCCAGUGUCAGUCUCACCACUGCACUCCUGGGCGCCUCAAUCCUGGCCUUCCCUGAGAAGGUGGCGUACCUGGCAUUUGGCAACGGCGUGCUGCAGCCAGGGGAGUCCACCAAAAACGCCAUGAAGGAUGCAGCGGAGCAGGUGAAGCGUGGGGAGAUCCCAGAGAUUUCCCUGCGCCCCCAGUCAUUCAUGGGCAUCCCAGAAUACAAGCUGGACCCAGUCUACUUGGUGGAGUUGGGCAUCAUUGGGGCUGCCCUCCUCGGCGCCUCUCUGGCUUCAGCCGCGGCAGCGAAUGUGCUGAAUGCCAAGGUGUACGCGAGGCUGAACCUGGGCUUGGCUGCAUGGGCGGCGCUGUCCCUCAUCCUCUCCCUGCUCAACCAGGGCCUCUUCCAGCGCACCGCCCUCAUGGCGUGGGGCGCGGUGCUGGCAAACACGCUGGCGGCCACGGGGCCGGUGCUGGCGCAGCAGAAUCCGGCGGGCGUGCUGUGCGACAUCGCGUCGGACAGCCGCAACGUGCGCACCCGCCGCGGAGGCAUCUACCUCGCAUACGCAACCUUCUUCUUCGUGGAAGGGGUCCUCAUCCUGCUCUUCCCUUCGGAGACCCUCAAGGCGGCGACCAACCGGGUGCCUAGUCAGGUUGCAGUCCUGCUGUGGGAGCUGGUUGCGGCCAGCGCGCACAUCAUCGUGCCAGUGGCCACCUACAACCUCAAGAGCACGGCGGAUGCGCGCCAGCUGGCGACGCUGACUCACUUCAUCCAGAACUCCAUCCUCUUCAUCGUUGCCUUCGUCCACGUCAUCGUGCUGACCACGGCCGCCCUCACAGGCAACGCUGGCCCCAUCGGCCCGGUGCUGCUGACGGCCUGGAGCACAGCCUUCCUCUACUCCAUCUACAACAUGCCCGAGGCUGUGGAAGGCGUCAAGCAAGACUGA